Molecule: messenger RNA, 756 nt
Organism: Triticum turgidum subsp. durum (durum wheat)
Lineage: Eukaryota; Viridiplantae; Streptophyta; Magnoliopsida; Poales; Poaceae
Source: the annotation of a GenBank genome assembly
AUGGCCACUUAUGAACCCAGUUUCCUUCAGAAGGAUUUCCAUUCGGCUUGUAUCGUCUCCAAGUCAACAUUGAUAGGAGUGGAUCAAGAUGGGCAAAAGAUUGCUGUGAAGAGAAUCUAUGAGAUGGCAGGUGUUGAUGAUGGGCAAUUUCAGAAUGAGUUUACAAACCUUGCAAGGCUCAAGCACCGGAAUAUUGUGCGGUUAGUUGGUUAUUGCAACCAUAUUCAGGAAGUACCAGCAAUGUACGAAGGAAAAUUUGUUCUUGCUGAAAAGAUACAUAGGGCGCUCUGCUUAGAGUAUAUGUCUAAUGGAAGCCUUGAAAAGUAUAUUUCUGAUGAAUGUAAUAAAUAUGAUUGGCGCACAGGCUACGGAAUAAUUAAGGGGAUUUGCCAGGGUUUGAAAUGCCUCCACAUGGAAGUAAAGCCACCUAUUUAUCAUUUGGAUUUAAAGCCAGCCAAUGUAUUGCUGGAUGAGAACAUGGUUCCCAGACUUGCAGAUUUUGGGAUAUCAAGGCUCUUUGGAGAUGAACGAACGCGAGCUACAAAAAGUAUUUUAGGAACGCAAGGGUACUUACCGCCGGAAUACAUACACAACAAUUUGAUCUCAAGUAAGUUUGACAUAUUCAGCCUUGGUGUUGUAAUCAUAAAGAUAAUGUCAGGACGGGCGGGCUACUCAAAAAUUACUGACAUGUCUCCCCAGGAAUUCACUAAUCUUGUAAGAGAAUGUGUUGCCAUUAUCAAGAUCAUGUGCAUGUAA